AUGAUAUGCAAGUACCUACGCAAGCCUAUUCCUCAAUUGUACUAUUCGGAAAUCAAGAAGCACGGUUUUCAAGAAACUCCAAUCAACCACUUUUGGGCCCAUGUUCUACCUCUAUACUUUACUCAGGACAGGUUGUGUGGAAUAGAGCUGGAGAAUCGAUCACUGGUAGAGGAGAUCAGGAACCGUGCCAAUAUUAAAAUCCUAAGCGUCAGAAAUGGCGUGCAAGGCGACUUCUUUAAGAAGGUGGUCAUUAUCAGUGCAUCGUCCUGGAAUGACAUUACCGGACAGCUGUUGGACUACCUGAAAAUAGUGCGUGCAGAGCAAAAGUUUUCAGGGGCCAUUUACGGUAUCUGUGCUGUUGGCAGCCAUGUGUCAUUUUACUCCUUCAAUUUUGAGCAGCAAAUGCUGGAGUCUUACCCUGACAGAUUCAACGAUAAGCGAUACGAACUACUGGAGAAUGAGCAGGAGAUCGAUGAAAUUUUAGCGGGUCUUGCAAACAAGAUUUGCGAGGGAAGUUAG
This is a messenger RNA of Trichophyton benhamiae CBS 112371, 519 nucleotides long. RefSeq lists its product as uncharacterized. NCBI's taxonomy places the organism in Eukaryota, Fungi, Ascomycota, Eurotiomycetes, Onygenales, Arthrodermataceae. The transcript has a single exon. The coding region runs from base 1 to 519 and encodes 172 amino acids. The record is from RefSeq and is a predicted model, not a curated record.